Aquila chrysaetos chrysaetos is the source of this 7607-nucleotide messenger RNA. RefSeq names its product splicing regulatory glutamine/lysine-rich protein 1. The record is from RefSeq and is a predicted model, not a curated record. Gene Ontology annotation, molecular function: RNA binding. Gene Ontology annotation, cellular component: nucleoplasm. The transcript is spliced from 11 exons. Lineage: Eukaryota; Metazoa; Chordata; Aves; Accipitriformes; Accipitridae. Bases 3423 to 5069 code for a protein of 548 amino acids.
GCUACUAGGAAGACAAUUAACUCUAUCCCAGCCGAAACCAGGACAGUGUGCGUUUUCCGUUGAUUUAAUAUAGUAGGUAAAUAACAAUUCCUUUAAUUAUAUUUCGAGUAGAUGUGAACAGGAAGUAUUUUUAAAAGAAACGUACAUACUUAUUGCUGAAGCAGUUUUGGGGGGAGGAUUAACCAUGGAGUUUCAGUACAAAGAGUAGGAAAUUAAUUUCUGCUGAGCACAUGGAGGGGGAUAAAAAUACUGUGAUUAGUACUUGCUUAACACAGAUACUUCUGUUCAGCAUUUAGCAAAAUGGAUUCUGGUAUGGACUCUUAAGCACUUUGAUACAAAAAAGUAACAAUCAUAACAUGUUAGGACAACUGUACAUUUCUGAAGAAGCAUAAGGUAUAUCUAGGCAAUGCAUAGCUACUCUACAUUUGCUUGCAGAUUCCUUUGCAAAGUGAAGAAAGAAAUAAAUGAAUGAUCAUAGAAUCUGCAAUUUACUAAACACUCAUAAGCUUCUAAGAAAUAUUUCUAAGGAUGUGGUAUAGAUGGUGGUAUAUUUAUUUUGUCUGUUUCCCUUAUUAGAAAAUAAAUAUCUUUACCUCAUUUCCCUUCAGAUUUUAAAUAACCAUGAGUUUAAAAACCAAAACAGUUAUUCUUAAACUAAAGUGUCCUAAUUUGUUAUGUCAUUACCCACAUGUUUUGUUGUAUCUUUGUGGGCUCGUAUUCCUUUUAUAAAUAAAUUCAGGAAGAUAACACUCCAAAACUUAAAGAAACUUAAAGGCUGUAACUCAUGAGGUUAUUUGGCCUCACAUAUUAAUUUGUUUUUCAGAACUGUCUGAAGAACAGGGAAGUAAAUUUGUAAGAUAUUUCAAGUUUUGGUGGUGACGUUUUUUUUUUCCACCCACAACCGUUUAUUUUCUAUAGAAUUGUUAAAAAGUUUGACCUGAUCUUAAAAACUAGAGGGGGAUCUUUUGAAAAGGCAGUAUCUCUGAAAAUACAGGCAAAUUUUCAGGGUUCUGUCUGUAGAGAUAGACCUUUCCUCAUUCUUGAAUAAAAUAAAUGAGCAGAUCUUUGUUUGUGGCAUGGAACUGACUAACUAGAUUUUGUAUUUAAAAUAAAACAUUACGUUGUUGAGGGACCAAAGUAUUCUGGAAAUAAUACUGCUAACUUUAUAAUAUAGGUAUGUAUGUUAUUCAUUUUUUGAACUGCUAUAGUAGUUUACUUAACUGAAAGUGUUCAGUUGAUUCCUUAAGCAAUGUUUGAGCAAAUGAAUAAUUCCAAUUAUUUCAGUAAGAUGACCCAUAUGCUUAAAGUUUAGAAUUGUAUUUAACUACCUUUCUGAACUUGACUCCCUGUCUGUUUAGUUAUGUGCAUAACUCAGUUCCUAUUUAAAGGGGCUAAAUGCCUUAAGCAUCUCUUAAGUUUAUCUGGUUAAGUGUAUAUUGAAUUGGCUGUAUGUAAGUGCAUACUUAAGUUAGGCAUAUGCUUAUGUACAUUACUGACCAAGGAUCUAAGUUAGAAUGCAGAUGUACCACUUUAGGAGCCAUUUCUGCCAUUGGAUUUACUUGAGCCAUGUCUGUUGAUCCUGUAGAAACCUGUAUGAGUAUCCAGUUAAUAGCAAGAUGCUGGCUGUUCAGGAUAAGGUCUGGUUCAUCAAUCAUUUGAAAACACAAGUAUUUUGAUUUUCAGAAGAACUGGUAUAUAAUUGUAUGCCUAAUUUGCAUGUACAGUUGCUGGAACUGUAUAUUUGGAAGCCUGUUAGUUAGCUACAUGGUAGGCAGGAUGUGAGGCAAGGUACCUGAUUCUCAUGAACAGUCAGGCAAAUCAGGUACACCUCUCAUUGCAUGCCUGACUUCAAAAUGAGACCUGUAAAGAGUGCUGAAUAUUGUGAUGAUAACUCAGAUUCAUGCAUGUUUUUAUAAAAGCCCUGGAAGACAUAAUUGCACAGUUAAUUCAUAAGUGCUAAUAAUUUUCCUAUUUUUCUCCUUUAGAUAGCAAAAUCAAGUGGUUUGUUGCAUGUUAAGGAGCAAGGUGCCUCAAAACUUAACAUAAAUAAAAUAAAUCUAAAUAGGAGGCAUGAAAAAAAAGAGUACUGUUAUUUUAUCUUUUCUAUUCCACCCAUGCUACAUAUAAAUUAAUUUUAAUUUAGAUUUUUUUUUGUCCUUUGGUCAUAUCCAACUGUAACCUAGUCCUUGCUGCAGAUCUGUAGAACAGGUUUGCAACACUUGUCGUCUUUUUAUUUUUUUAAAGUAGUAUGAUUUCUGUGGGGUUUAUUGGAUCUUGUAUAGCUAAAAUUGCAUGGUGUGUUGAAACUUGUAUUUUGCUUUUUGAUAAUAUUUAUAUAUUAAUUUUUAAAUCCUUAAGUUAAUGUUUUUAUAGUUAAAACAUAUACAGAUUGAACCUAAGCAGUAAAAGCCUCUGGCACAGUAUUUGUAUAUACCUUGACUUUCAAAACAAUGUUUAAAUAAAAGCACUUACUUGAAUAAAGUACAUGGGGUAAUACCAAAGGGCUCAGUUGGAUAGCAUAUAUACAGUUACGCCAGUAAUUUUGAAUGCAUCAUAGAUACCUAGUAUAAUUAGAACUUCAUUUCUGUAGUUUUUCAGUUCAGUGUUUAAUGUUUGUACCAGUUUAAAUCCCUUUGCAUUUCAAAUUUAAUACAUACGUUUAAUUGUAUUUGUAUUUUGAUUUUUGAAGGUUUUUGGGGGGGGGUUCAUUUAGCAGUCUAAUUGUAACUAACUUUGAAUGAAACCUGUGUUUAGUUCAUAUUAGAUAUUACUUAAACUUUUAGCAUGCUGGGGAAUAUAAUAUGGUUGAAAUAGUAGGAAAUACAUAUUUUAGGAAAAUAUAGCUUGCUUAUCUGAUCAGUUAUGAUUUUCUUCAAUCUCAGUAAAUUUAAAGCUAAUUUAUCAAAGUUUCAGAUAAACUGAGGUGACCUAGAAUGUAAGACAGUACAAAUCUGAAUUUUUCUGCUCUCCCCUCCUCCACUUCCAACUUCACUUGUAGUAUGUCUUGUGUGGAGUCACAUUAGUUUUUAUUUUAUUUAUUUUUACAUCAAAAGUAAGUAACACCAGAGGGGGAAAAAGCACACAAAUUUCAGUUAGCACAUACUUCGUGGCUUGUUUUUUUUUUUUUUGUUUUUUUUUUUUUUUUUUUUUUUUUGUUUUAACUGAUUUGGUUAUUUGCCAUUUCUGGGGAUUAAACUUUAAAAAAUGUUCUUCUUUUCUGUAUCUGAUGUUCUGUGUGCUAUUAGUGAUGCAGCCAACACGAACGGUUGUCAUGUGUAAAACAACUUUCGAUCACCGUGAAAACACCGCCCUGGGAAAGCGUCCAUGCUUGAUAUCGUUUGGUUCAUGAACGUUAAGUUUCCAGUACAGGUAAAAUCCCAGAUGAAGCCAAAGCCCUUUCUCUAUUGGCGCCUGCUCCUACUAUGACAAGCCUGAUGCCUGGUGCAGGGUUGCUUCCUAUACCUACACCAACCCCUUUGACUACACUCGGUGUUUCACUUGGCACUUUGGGCGCUAUGCCAGCAGCAGCAUUGGACCCUAACAUUACGGCACUGGGAGAAAUACCACAGCCACCAAUUAUGGGGAAUGUGGACCCAUCCAAAAUUGAUGAAAUCAGAAGAACAGUCUAUGUUGGAAACUUGAAUUCACAGACUACAACAGCAGAUCAGCUGCUUGACUUCUUUAAGCAAGUUGGAGAAGUCAAAUUUGUGCGAAUGGCAGGUGAUGAGACGCAACCAACACGAUUUGCUUUUGUGGAAUUUGCAGACCAAAAUUCUGUACCUCGAGCUCUUGCCUUUAAUGGAGUUAUGUUUGGAGACAGGCCACUGAAAAUAAAUCACUCCAAUAAUGCAAUAGUGAAGCCUCCUGAAAUGACACCACAAGCUGCUGCCAAGGAACUGGAAGAAGUGAUGAAGAGAGUAAGGGAAGCCCAGUCUUUCAUAUCUGCUGCUAUUGAGCCAGAGUCUGGAAAGAGCAGCGAAAGAAAAGGUGGUAGAUCUCGUUCCCGUUCUCGUUCAGAAUCCAGGUCUAGCUCAAAAUCCCGAUCUAGAAGGAAAAGAUCACACUCAAAACACAGAAAUAGAUCUGGCAACAGAUCGCUCUCAAGACACAAGGACAGACGCAGAUCCAGAAGUCCCCUGAAAAAACGGUCUAGAUCUAGGGAAAGGCAGAAAUCAAGAAGUCGCUCUCAUUCUCGGGACAAGAAAAGAGACAAAGAAAAGGUCAAGGAAAAAGAAAAGGAGAAAGAGAGAGACCGAGACAAAGAGAAGGAGAGAGACCGGGACAGAGAGAAAGAAAGGGAAAGAGAGCGAGGUAAAGAGAGAAACAGGGAUAAGGACAAGGAGAAGGACCAGGAGAGAGAGAAAGAGCAAAACAAAGAUCGAGAGAGAGUCAGAGACAAGGAUAGGGAUAGAGAUGGGGACAGGGGAAAGGACAAAGACAAGGAGAAGGAAAAAGACAGGGAAGAGGUAGACCAGAACAAGGAAAAAGAUGAUGUUGAGAAAGACGGGGAGAAGGACAGAGAGAAGAUUAAGGACAAAGAGAAGGACAGAGAAAAAGAAAAGGAAAAUGAUGAGGAUAAGGAGAAGGAUCGAGAAAGAGAAAAAGAGAGAGAUGAUAAAAAGAAGAAAGAGAAGAGAUCCAGAACACCCCCAAGAAGCUAUAGCUCUUCAAGAAGAUCUCGUAGCUCCAGCAGAGAAAGGCGUAAAAGGAAGAGUAGAAGUCCCUCUAAGUCUCCUAAAACAACAAAAAGAAAGUCUUCACGAACUCCUUCUCCAAGAAGAAACAAGAAAGAAAAAAAAAGAGAAAAGGAUACAAAUAAUGAAAGAAGAGAAAGGGAACACUCCACCUCCAAGAAAAAAAGUAGUAAAGAAAAAGAGGGAAAGGAGGAAUCUGAUAAAAGCACCACUACUUUGAAGGACAAAGAUCACACUAAAGAGGAUCUGAAUUCAGAAACUGACAAGGAAGUAGGCAAUAGAGAUACACAAAGGACAGAUGAAGUCAAACUACAACAGAAUGGGAACUGUCAACCAAAUGACGAAAACCUCUCAAUUAAAAUGGAAGAGGUUUAAAGCAAAGAAUAGACUUCUGACUCAACUGAGGAAUGAAAUCCAAAGCUUUUUAUUUCCCAGAAUGAGGAAGAAAAUGUCAAAGCAAUCAACCUGAACAUGGUGAUAGUACUAGUGGCUCUUCCAAUUCUUGUGAUAGCUUCGUCGAUUUCUUGCUGUAAAGCAGGAGAGCAUGGACCAGUAGUUAUACCAUGAAAAGGCAGAUGCCAUCAGAACUAUUCAUCUCUGAAAAUCCAUGCAUUUCCAUGAUGGCUGUCCUUAUUUGUAUAAUGAUUUAUGUUAAGUUUUGCCAUAAGCUGUUACAAAUAAGUAGAAACUGAAAGAUGUAAACCUGUACUAUCCAAAAAAAGCUGAAGAUAUGCAUUGAAGGUUGUUUAAAAUACUGCUUGUUGAUGAAUUUUGUAUUAUUUUACUUUGUGGGUUAAAAAAAUCCACAAAAACUUCAAUGUGUAUUGUUUGAUGUGCUUGGAAACAGUGCAUAAAUAUACACACUUUCUUUUGUUGUAAAUGAAAAUAUAGAAAAAGGGUUUUUAAACAUAAACACAGUUUUACAGUUCUUACGUUAAAUGCCCACUGACUAGUUUGCUUUUCAUUUGCUCACUGCUUGAGAUUUUUUGGGUUAUAUUUAAAACAAUUUCUUACUAAUAUCCCUAAAAUGAAUAUUUCUUUUAAAGUAUUUGAACAACACAUGCUACUUUUCUGUUCCUAAAAGGAACAUUGCAAUGUUAUAGAUAAUACAUUGGCUUACUGGGCUAUUUUGGGGUUGUUUUGUUUUGUUGUUUAUUUUUGUCCUUCCAGAAGUGAGCACAUCUGUAUGAUAUUAUUAGAACUUACAGUUUUGUUUUGAGCUGUACUGCAGUGUCUGUUCAGCUGCAAAUAGUACAGGUGCCAUUAUGAAAAUAUUUUUUUUUUCCUUAUUUGUUAAAAAAAAUGGGAGCACAAGCAGAAGCUUUAGUGCCUUCUUAAAAUAAUGUGGUAUUUUCUAGAAAUGUAUAUGUGCUAUUAUUACUCAUUUUCAGCUAAAUCUUACAUGAUCUCUAUUGCUAUUUUGCCACCACUAUACUGUAGACAAGAAUGCAAGUGAUUUGUCAGAACAAUUGUUUGAUUCACUUGUUAAAAUACUAAAGCUCCAUUUUUACUUUUAUUUUUUAUUUUUAGAAGAGAUUUAUAGGUGAAAAGAUGCAUUUUGGGGACCACCGCUGUACAAAAGUAGUAGCUGAAUACAAAGCAUUUUCUGAUCACCUGCAUCAAAGGCAGCCCUUUAGACAUGUAAUCUACAUUUGAAUGGCCUUAAUUGUUACCUCUCCAUCAUCAUGUCUGAUACCUGUUGGGUGUUAUAAAAGGAAUCAUAUGCAAAGCUGAGGGGAUAAAUAAUUUGGGAAAAAAAAAGUUCUAAUUUACACACGAGUUAUAUGAUAGAGAUUCUUUUUUCAUUCUUUAAAGAGAAAGCACGUAAGAAGAGAAUGAUAAAGCAAAUAUUUUUGUCAAGGUAAAAUAUGGCUUGUGCUCUCUGAACUGAUUUAAUCAGUUUCAUCAUUGUGAGAUUUCUUAAGAGUCAUACCUUUAAAAUUAAUACCUAAAAUCAAGUAGAAUAUUUUUAAUACAACUUAAUACAAUCAAAUGACUUAAUUGCCUUACCUCAUGGGAAGAGUUAUUUCUUUCAGUUAAAAAAAACUUAAUAGCAUAUUAGCUAUUUGUUUUUCUUUUCCUUUGCAUAGAUAAUUCUUACAAAAAAAAAAAAAAGCAUAUUACAGGGAAUGAAAAAUUUGCCCAAUUCCUAAGGUAAUGAAACCCUAUUUGAUUGUGAAGGUGCUUAAUCACUCUUUUUUUUUUUAAUAGGAUUUUAUGUUCUUGCCACUGUGUACAUUUAAGACUAUAGAAAAUGCUUUACCAUGUAAAGUAUAGACAGUCAUUUUUGUGAUGUUUAAGCCACAUGCUGUUGACUGGUAAACAGCUUAUUCUGAUAAAAGAAUGACAGAUCUGUAUGCUUAUAGAAAGACUGUGAAGGACUGUGUCUUGCAACAACAGCUGUCUUAUUUAUGACGUGUAAGUAGCAUAGAGCAAAAAGAUUCUUUGUAUACUUGUUAUCUUUGGUACCAUUUCACUAAUAAAAUUAAGUAUUUUAGAGGGAAGUUUCUGCUGUUACGUACUUUUAGUUGAUCUGGUCUUAGUCAGGCAGCUUCUUUGAUUUGAAAUGUGGAUACAAGUGAAAAUAUACAUGUAUUAUUUAUAAUAUCUUUGAAAAGCUAAGCUUCUCAUUUGGGAGAAAUUAGAAUUCUUGCAGUGUAUCAUGUUUCAGCUGAGAUUAGUUCGAUUUCCUGAGUUUCGUUAUCCUGAAAUUGCAUAGUUCUAUUAUAUAGCAGUUACAGAAUAUGUAAAGGAUUGUGUAUAGUUAGCUAAGAAACACGCCUUUAAAAAUUAGUAGUUAAGGAUGGCAGCCUUAGUAGCUAACUUACCACAUGUGUAAGUCCAUAUGCAGCACAUUGUUAUAUUGUAUGUGAAUUAAUGGUUCCCUUAAAAAAAAUUGUGGGCUUUUUUUUU